AUGGAUUCAUUACUUAAUUUAAAUCAUUUGCAAAUGAUUAGAAAUCUUGAAGAGUUGGAACUCGAAAGGAAUGAAAAUCGACGAUAUUACACCGCUGAAAAUGCAUUUGACGAUUUAAAUGAUCAUCAGUUUAUCAAAAAGUUUAGACUACCUAAACAGAACGUCCGAGAUCUUAUACAUGAACUAUCUCCAUUUAUGAUCCAUCCUACUAGACGCUCUGUGUUGACUGCAUUACGUUUCUACGCAAGUGGUUCUUACCAGCAAGAUAUUGGAGAAAAUAGAGCUUCUUUGAUGAGUCAGUCAGCUGUUAGUCAGUGCAUAACAGAAGUUACCAAAGCUCUAAAUCAACCGCUAGUUUUCAGUAAACAUGUUUAUUUUCCUAGAACUAUAGAUGAGUUGAACAUUGUCAGGCAAAAAUUUUUCGAAAAGUAUAGAAUUCCUGGUAUAGUAGGAAUUGUAGAUGGUACGACUGUAUAG
Acyrthosiphon pisum (pea aphid) is the source of this 477-nucleotide messenger RNA. RefSeq lists its product as uncharacterized. NCBI's taxonomy places the organism in Eukaryota, Metazoa, Arthropoda, Insecta, Hemiptera, Aphididae. Bases 1 to 477 code for a protein of 158 amino acids. The transcript has 4 exons. The record is from RefSeq and is a predicted model, not a curated record.